Molecule: messenger RNA, 4127 nt
Organism: Paecilomyces variotii
Lineage: Eukaryota; Fungi; Ascomycota; Eurotiomycetes; Eurotiales; Thermoascaceae
Product: putative tRNA processing endoribonuclease Trz1
Exons: 1
Coding region: 490-3735 (1081 amino acids)
Biological process (GO): mitochondrial tRNA 3'-end processing
Cellular component (GO): mitochondrion
Molecular function (GO): 3'-tRNA processing endoribonuclease activity
Source: RefSeq, a predicted model, not a curated record
CCAACCCAGGAGCCCUCAACAUCGGUGCUGGAUCCCACAAGACAUGAAGGCGUGAAAUGUGGACUGGUUAAUCUCUAGCAUCUUGAAUUUGCUAACCGUUGUCUUCUUCCACCAGCCAAGUUGGCUUCUCCUCGUCUGUCCGGGGGGCUGCUCUUGAAAGCUCUCCGCGCAGUCACGCCCCCAUCGUCCAGCUGCUUUUCAAGUCGCGGUAGCUUCCCCAGCCAUUUCAUCCUUCGAGCAUUGUCUCGUCCCGCAGCAGGCUGCGCUCGAGUUUCUUUUUCCACAACUGCACGCGCCCUCAAGUCGCAACCUGGGCAGUUCCGCUCGAAAUCUGGACGGCCUCCCCUCAACCCCGACGUUGUUGUCUUCCCUGCUCCGAAGCUCGACUCGAACAGCUCUGGAACAAACCGUUAUAUCGUCUAUGAUCCUUCCUCCACUAAAUUCAGCGGACUUGACCAUUUGCCUAGUCCUUCUCCGGGAAACAAACCAAUGAAGUUCUUCUACCAGAUCCUCACGACGCCUACGGCGGACACGCCAGGCACGACUCUACUGCUCAAUUUCCCCGAAAAGCGCUACUUCUUCGGUCAGAUAUCAGAGGGUACUCAGCGGGCAUGUACGGAGCGCGGGGUCAGAUUGUCCUAUCUUACGGACAUCUUCCUGACUGGUCGAACGGAGUGGGCGAAUAAUGGAGGACUGAUCGGAGCGGUCCUGACCCAGGCGGACGCGAUAGCCAAUGCUGCGGCAGCUAUUGCAGACUCUGAGCGUGAGAAGGAGGCCCGCCGUAGAGCAAACGAGACACCCGAACAGACUGCUGAACGGCUGCGCAGCCAGGAGCCUGAGAUGAAGCAUGGGGCUCCCUAUGCUUUACGGGACGGUGAGUUGGUGAUGCAGAGGGGCCAUCUGACCAUCCAUGGGGGCCGGAACCUGACCCAUACGCUGGCCACGGCGAGGAGGUUUGUUUUCCGUAAGGGCAUGCCAGUGUAUGUUAAGGAGUACGAUUCGGAAAACCUGUCCAGAUCAGAAGCGGCGGGAACGACAGAUCCCUUCGAGCAGCCUACUUUCACUGAUAAUAACAUCAAAGUCUGGGCAAUGGCGAUUAGUCCUUCUGGUGCACCCAACAAGAGCCCUAAAAGUCCGCGGAAGAGAAGCCUGGACGAGUUCCAGGAGCGAGAAAGUACGGAAAGAAGUCUGGACCAGCGUACUAAGGACCAGCUGAUGCGUCAGUCGGUUGUUUCCGAUAUGUUCAACUCUUCCUGGCGUUUAGACUCGUUGAUUGAGAUGCCCUUGGCGACUGUCAAGAUGCCAGCCACCAUUUUCGUCCGCAACCCAGUGACGAAGGAUCUUGAACAGUACAAGGGUCCCAUGCCAGGAGAUGACAAGCCUCUGCCAGAUAUCCGGGUUCUUGUUCGUCAACCCUGGCCUGGUGCGUCGAUCGAGAAGCUCCCACCGACCACUCGUUCGGAAGAAGCGCUGUCCUACAUCGUCAAGAACCACGACAUCAGAGGUAAAUUCGACCCGAAAAAGGCACAGGAAUUGAAAGUUCCCAAGGGACCAUCGUAUGCUGCUCUGACCAGGGGCCAGAGCGUGCAAUCGGAGGACGGCAAGACGAUCACUCCGGACAUGGUUCUCGGACCACCACGCCUUGGGAGAGGAACCGCCAUUAUCGACUUGCCCACUCCGGACUACGUUGAGAAUCUGGUGAAUCGCCCUGAGUGGAAAUCGCCUGCUAUCACAAACAACUUAGAGGCCUUUUUGUGGAUUCUGGGACCUGGUGUCGGUGAACAUCCACGGCUGAGGGAAUUCGUUGCUAGCUGGCCGCACUGCAAGCAUAUAGUAUCGGGCACGGAUUACUGUCCCAACUACCUGGCUCUGCACAGCGUUGCAGGGUCAUCUAUCCGCCUGGCGAAGCUCAAGGGUGAUAGCUACUCCAUCCCUUUCCAUGACAAUGUGACCCUCCCACAACCUGGAACGCCCACUGCUGGUUCCAAGUCUACGGUAGAGUCUAUCAAGAACUCUCCCUUCCAGCCUGCUGAACGUGGUCUGAUUCUCGAUAUGGAGCCGAAUUUCGGAGUCAACCGAUCAGAGGUCGUGCCUCUGUUUAACCCUUCUCUUACAGUCUCGCGUAUCCCUCGCUCCGUGGAACAACGUAUGAAAGCCAUUCGUCGAAGAGUCAGCAAGCCGUCUUUCCAGCAAGAAUUGGAGGACUUGCAGAAAAGCAUACCUGGCGCAGAUGCGGAGAUCAUUACCCUAGGAACAGGGUCGUCCGUGCCAUCCAAGUACCGCAACGUCUCUGCUACGCUGGUCAAGGUUCCAGGUCAUGGAUAUUAUCUACUCGACUGCGGUGAAAAUACUCUUGGCCAGUUGAAACGCGUCUUUGGACCUGAGCAGUUGAAGGAGGUUCUGCAGAAUCUCCGGAUGAUCUGGGUCAGUCAUCUGCAUGCGGACCAUCAUCUGGGCACCGCCUCUGUGAUCAAAGCAUGGUACAGGGAGAACUACGGGGACCGUCCUGAUUCAACCGAGAUGAUAGAAAUGGACAUGGCCAAGAUCCUUCAGGAUAAACGUCUGUUUGUCGUGUCCGAGGAGAUGAUGAUUGGCUGGCUAGAGGAAUACGCCUCGGUGGAGAACUACGGUUUCGACAAACUUGUCCCUCUGGCAGUCUAUCCGUAUCACAAGGAAGGUAGUAUCAAGACCACCUUGAGAUAUCGCCAUGUCCGUGGCGACGGUACCUAUCCAGGAAGUGAAGCUGUUGAUGCUAGACCUCGCACGACAGAUAUGACCUUUGAAGAUACCAACUCUCCAUUGACGAAGCUUCUUCGGGAGCGUACGGGUCUCGCAGACCUCCUCACCACUAGGGUCAAUCACUGUCGUGGAGCCAUGGCUGUUUCACUGGUGUUCCCGGAUUCCUUCAAGGUGUCUUACUCUGGUGACUGUCGUCCCUCUGCCAACUUUGCCACCAUCGGACGUGACUCCACUGUUCUCAUCCACGAAGCCACGUUUCAAGAUGACAUGGGUGUGUCGGCCAUUGCCAAGAAGCACUCUACAACCGCAGAGGCCCUCGAGGUCGGCCGUCAGAUGCAAGCCCGUACUAUCCUUCUGACCCACUUCAGUCAACGUUACCAGAAAGUGGCCAGCGCGGAACAGCGCAUGGGAACUGUCAAAAACGAGGACCCUGCUGCCGUUGCUGCUAUUGCUGCAGCAGAGCCCAGACCCGUGGACAUACCUGUCGACGAAGCCGAUUCGAACGAAAUCAAUGUAUCCGGAAACCAGCCUCGUGAAGAUCGCAAGGCUCCAGUUGCUGUCGCCUUUGACUACAUGCGCCUACGUGUUGGCGAUAUCCCUGUCGCUCAGGCCUAUGCUCCAGCACUUGAGAAGCUGUUUGAAAUUUUGGAACGCGCUGCAGCUGAAGAUGCUUUCAGGGUGAAGGAAGAGCAGCAGCAGCAGCAGACGGAAAACAAAAACCAAAAGAACAAGCAGAACAAGCAGAACAAGCAGAAGGGCAAGAAAGGAAAGCAGCAAGAACCAGCCGUCUCUCCGGGAGCAAUGGACCUGGACACCACAAAGGCCCAUAACGUCGUCAAGAGGCGCGUUUCUGUUUGGAGUGCUAGUGAGAGCGAGGAGGGCUGGAGUGUCAGUGAGACUGAAAGCGAGUCGAAUUACCGUAGGAGGUCCAGCCGGAGCCGCAGCCGCAGCCGCAGUCGGAGUGGAAGUGACGCGAGGAUGAAGGGCUCCUCUUGAAUAUAUCGGCCAUUCUUGGUAUAUAACGAUAUCAUGUACUACUAUAAAUAAAUAAACACUCUCAUAGAUAUAGAGAACCAUGGCAAGUAGCCUAGAUAAAUGCGAUGAAAAUCCAUACUUUGGCAUCGGGCUCGGCUCCUAGUCGCAGAUUCAACCACUGUACUUAAGCAAUCCUCUUACCACUCUCAAAAGAUAAAAAGUAUACAACUUAAGAUCAACUCCAACAGCCCUUUCAAUCUUCCCUUCCUUAUACUCCUUCGUCCUCUCCCGAAGUAUCAUCCACUCCACGCACGCCUUUACGUUUUAUUAAUGUCCGAAAUAAUCCUACAGGCAUAUCUGUCAUCCCUUCUGCAGAAAACAUCUACGGUAUCAAAUGGAACUGCCUAUCGGGG